AUGGAGAACCAGUAUUCCUCGCUUCGAGAAGCAUGCGCCGAUCCAGAUGCACUAUUCGCGAUCCCACAAAAUGACUUGCUGCAACUAGUCUACCAGGAUUUCUCGGCGGAUAUUGACCGUUUAAAACGGGCUUAUUCGAUUCGCGAUGGGUGGUGCCCCCCCCGAUUCCCCAUCUCCGAGAACUACGAUGAGGUCAAUAGAACCCUGGUGGGGAUUCUCUCUCUGCGUUGGAUCCAUCUGGAGCAAUACGAAGCCUUUGUGUCGUCGCAACCAUCGGAAAUCCAACUAACAAAAGAAUCGUUCGACUGGAUUCAAGGCUUCUAUACGCAGACGAUCAGUGAUUCGAAUACCCUAUACGCGCUAAUCAUGUCCAUUGUCAUCAACGAUCUGGGGAAAGACCCGCAAUUGGCGUUGGAUUAUGAAGAAUCGACCGGCGAAAACAUUUCGCAUAUCAACCAUGACGCAGUUCUUCUCAAAGCAUGUAGUGCUGGUCUCAUCCGGUCUCUCGAAAGACUGCCUUGCCGAGACAGAGAAGAUAUCGUGCGCGCAAUUGAACUCGGCGCGACUUUCAACUUUGGCCAACUAGCACAAGCGGAGAAUGUUCCCGUCUGCCUCACGGGUCUCCUGAAAAUGAGGUGCAGCCCUCGCAGCUUUCAGCUCCGAUUCAUGGAGCAACUAUUAGAUAUUGCUGGAGCAGCAGGCCACAUGGACUGGACGUGCGCCAAGAAGCUCACUCAACCGAUCUUUCAAUCUUAUCAAAACGUCUAUGACGCCUGCCAGGGUGUUAUUUCAGGAAGUUUGGACAUUCGCGGUGGAUAUGAUCUCAUUCUCAUUCGGCGGGCACAGUUUCUUCAUGAUCAGGGCUUCCGGCCCCUCUGCGUGCAGGAGUCCUCGAGUGAUCGCGCCUUGAUGCGGAUAUUCUGCAUGGGAAAUGCGAACACCCUGGAAAAGGCAAAGCUUUUCGAAGAUGCGUGGAAUUGCCUCGAUGACGCAACUAGAGAGAGCCUCGUGCGUGGCUUGAAUAUUGAUGGGCACAGUGGGGAACCGGCUGUACAACCGACAUAUAUGCCUGCUUUCCUGAGUCGAAUUACGAGUGUGACAACUUUGACAUAUGCGCUAUGCUACCUCUCACGCAUGUUGAAGGUCGUUGAGCCUCAGGAUCCGUCAACUCUCGUCAUUGAGAGGAGUGUCCUGGGGGCGAUGAAACAAUUUGUCGAGACUGGAAUUUUCGAUCAAGAUCCUACUAUUUUAGAAAGUGUUGAUAUACCAGAGAGUGUUGUCGCACAGACAACAUUAUAUUAG
Messenger RNA from Penicillium waksmanii, 1302 nucleotides. RefSeq lists its product as uncharacterized. The record is from RefSeq and is a predicted model, not a curated record. The transcript has 2 exons. Bases 1 to 1302 code for a protein of 433 amino acids. NCBI's taxonomy places the organism in Eukaryota, Fungi, Ascomycota, Eurotiomycetes, Eurotiales, Aspergillaceae.